UGUGUGUGCGGGGCAGUGCGGUUGAUGGGGAGACAACAAGCAAGCAUCAUGAAGGCUUUGCUAAGCCUGGUUUGGGCAUCUUUUCUCAUAAAACAGGUUGUAGGGGAAUAUGGCAUGGCCCAUUUCAGUGACAAGGGCCAGGGCAAAGGAAAGGAUUACUGCAUCUUCUUCAACUCCCAGUGGGCUCGUCUACCUCGGGACCUCAACAAAGCAUCCCGUCUGGAGAUCUAUGACCUGACACCGUCGGUCCUGUGUUUCCCGUCAGACGUCCCCGAUGGUGGCUUCCCCAAUCGUAUCCCCAUGGUGAUGCGGGGGAACUGCACCUUCUACGAGAAGGUCCGCCUGGCCCAGCUCAACGGAGCUAAAGGCCUGCUCAUCGUCAGCAAAGACAGGCUGACCCCACCGGCAGGAAACAAGAGUCAGUAUGAGGAGAUUGACAUCCCUGUGGCACUGCUCAGCUACACUGACAUGCUGGACAUCAUUAAGACCUUUGGGCAGGGCAGAGAGGUGGCCAUGUAUGCGCCCAAGGAGCCCGUCCUGGACUACAACAUGGUCAUCAUCUUCCUCAUGGCUGUGGGGACAGUGGCCAUCGGAGGAUACUGGGCUGGCAGCAAGGACAUCAAGAAGCGCUACCUGAAGCACAAGCGUGACGACAGCGCGGAGAAGCAGGACGAGGAGACGGUGGAUGUGACGCCCAUCAUGAUCUCUGUGUUCGUGGUCAUGUGCUGCUCGAUGCUGGUACUGCUCUACUUCUUCUACGACCACCUAGUGUAUAUGAUCAUUGGGAUAUUCUGCCUGGCCUCGUCUGUUGGCCUGUACAGCUGUCUCUGGCCCUUCGUUAGGAGACUCCCCUUCGGGAAGUGCAGGAUCCCAGAGAACAACCUGCCUUACUGCCACAAGAGGCCUCAGGUCCGCAUGCUGCUGUUGUCAGCCUUCUGCAUCGGAGUCAGCGUUACCUGGGGCGUGUUCCGCAACCAAGAUCAGUGGGCGUGGGUGUUACAGGAUGCCCUGGGCAUAGCCUUCUGUCUCUACAUGCUCAAGACUAUCAGACUGCCCACGUUUAAGGCCUGCACCAUGCUGCUGGUGACCCUGUUUGUCUACGAUGUUUUCUUUGUAUUUAUUACUCCUCUCUUUACCAAGAGUGGUCAUAGUAUUAUGGUGGAGGUGGCGGCUGGGCCCUCUGACUCCUCCACACAUGAAAAGCUUCCUAUGGUGCUCAAAGUGCCCCGCCUCAACUCUUCCCCUCUGGCUCUGUGUGACAGGCCCUUUUCUCUGCUUGGAUUUGGCGACAUCUUAGUACCAGGUCUGCUGGUAGCAUACUGUCACAGGUUUGACAUCCUCAUGCAGUCCUCACGGUUCUAUUUCCUGGCCUGCACUAUCGGUUAUGGUAUCGGGCUGCUCAUCACCUUUGUAGCUCUGGCCCUGAUGCAGAUGGGUCAGCCAGCCCUGCUAUACCUGGUGCCUUGCACCCUCCUCUCCAGCCUGGCAGUGGCGCUGUGGCGCAAAGAGCUGCCAUUAUUCUGGACAGGAAGUGGAUUUGUGCCUCCCAUAGUUCUGCAACCAAUCAACUGUAUGCAAACCCCAGGACCACUCACAGAGGAGCCCCUCACCAAUCCUGAGCCACAAGGUCCUGAAGCAACCAAUCAGAGUGAGGACCCUCCUUCUCCGCCACGUCAGGUCUCUCCCCUUCCAGAAAAAGAGGCCAGCAAAUCAGAGUAAAGGACUUCUAUGAUGCCAAUUUCUUAUUUCAUGUUUUGUUAUUUUUUUACACAUUAGGAUCUCAAUGGAAAUCUAUACGUUCGUAACAGACAUCAAUUAUAAACAUUUCAGUGCACUUGGUGUGAAAAGGGUAAGAAAGGGGCUGGAGGGAGGGAGGGUACUCAACCUACAGUGGUAGUUGUGUGAAACACCUUGGGUCAGCAGGAUCAGCACUGGCUGGGUGUCCUGGAUGAUGAGCUAUAGACUAAGUCAAAGAGCACAACAUAUACAGCCUCGACUGCAACCUACGCUGACUUUAACACCCCCCCCCCCGGCCCCUCUCAUGAAGUUUUCUCAUCCCGUCACAUGAAAUAGAUGUUCUGCCUCAACUCUCCUGCCCUCCAUUCUUCAGUUCAGGGUUCAACCCACCAGUCCUACGCAGAAUAGCUUUCAAUAAUCUACACUACUAGGCCGAUGUGUCGCAGUCCUACCAAUCAGAAGCUCUGUCGGUCAGCUUGUUCCUUCUUUUUCUUCUUUAUUAAGUACCAUGAAGAAGAAGAACCACACUAGGGCCUGACCCUCUGUUUAUGAAAGAUGACUUGAGAGUGUCUACAGUGCAUACCCUUUAUCAUGUGGUGCUAUCAUGGAUUCUCAACUACCAAAAGGUAUAGGAUAAUUAAGGUUAUUGAUUUAGGGCAUCAAGGGGCGGUUUCCCAGUCGACUGAAAAGCAAGCUUAAUGGAGUAUCUCCAUGUAAAUUGUUAUAAAUCCUGGAUAAAUCUUAAUCUGUGUCUGGGAAACCGUCCCCAAUAGUUUGUUUUGAUUGGUUUAAAUUUGACCUUUAUUGUUUUUGCAUGCUGUGGGUGGGUUUGGUUUAGACCAGGCUGUCAACGAUAAGUGUGUGGUUUAUAUAGUAGCUUACACACUGUCUUUAUAUAAUACUAAUGUUGUCCCCAUCGUUUCUCUAGUAGAUUUUGUGGUCCCAUUUUCCAUUAGGUGUAAAACCCAUGUAUUUUAUGUGGCAGCUACAUACAGUAGUAGAUAGGUGUAAUUACAUUGUAGGCAGCUAGGUUAAAAAUGAAUUACACUAAUUACUUACUGGUAUGUAACUACCAUGUAAACAAAUGGGUUAUAAGGAGACCUAAUGCCGAGCGACCGAUCAGGUUAUACUAUUCAUAUUGUCUAAAAAAAAUGGGUUUUGGCCUUACUGGUAUCCAUGGUUACAAUUGGAAUGUCUCUGUCUCUGUGCAUAGUGCUUUAUGAAGACAGAGUACUGUAUUCAUGUUACAGUUUAUUAUGUUUCUUAAUUAAACUAUGAUAAGUGA
Molecule: messenger RNA, 3022 nt
Organism: Coregonus clupeaformis (lake whitefish)
Lineage: Eukaryota; Metazoa; Chordata; Actinopteri; Salmoniformes; Salmonidae
Product: signal peptide peptidase-like 2B
Exons: 15
Coding region: 25-1719 (564 amino acids)
Biological process (GO): membrane protein proteolysis
Cellular component (GO): cytoplasmic side of endoplasmic reticulum membrane; lumenal side of endoplasmic reticulum membrane; Golgi-associated vesicle membrane
Molecular function (GO): aspartic endopeptidase activity, intramembrane cleaving
Source: RefSeq, a predicted model, not a curated record